Messenger RNA from Mercurialis annua (annual mercury), 1921 nucleotides. RefSeq names its product GDP-mannose 4,6 dehydratase 1-like. The transcript has a single exon. The coding region runs from base 614 to 1729 and encodes 371 amino acids. Lineage: Eukaryota; Viridiplantae; Streptophyta; Magnoliopsida; Malpighiales; Euphorbiaceae. Gene Ontology annotation, biological process: GDP-mannose metabolic process. Gene Ontology annotation, molecular function: GDP-mannose 4,6-dehydratase activity. The record is from RefSeq and is a predicted model, not a curated record.
CUUAACCCUUCUUAUAAGUAAAGUCAUCUAACCCUUUAUUUGAUACUGAAGUUUCUAUUCAUAUGAUAGGAUGAGAAAUGCAUGGAAAUGUGAUAUUGCUGUAUAUUUUGACUCAAAAAUCACCCCUUGGACUGGAGCUAGACCCAAAAUAAACCUGCUUUGCAAACGGAAACCAACAAAGUCUGACUUUAACCCUUUUUCUUGCACAUUACGUUAUCUAACCCUUUAUUUCAUAUUGAAGUUUUUGCACACAUGAUAGCAUGAAAAAUGCAAUGAAAUGUGAUAUUGCUUCGUUCCAUAAUUUGAUUAAAUGUGAUAUUACUUUAUUUUAAAACGAAGGAACCAUAAGAAAAUGCCCACCAUAUCAUUGAUUAAUCAAACAAAGCCUCUUGCCUUCCCCAAUGGCAGAACCAUAAGUCAUACACUGAGUUUCCUUUUUUCUCAACAUUGAUCAUACAGACCUUUCCGACCCUUAUAAAAGCCUCCUUCAUCUCUCAAUUAAACCUCGUCUUUCUCAUUUACACUCCAAUCCUUAAUCUUAAAAAUUCAUCUAAUUCCAAACAAAACCUCAAAUUCCCAUAUCUCCUCCGCAAUUCCGACAAAACAAUUCUCAAUGGCAUCCGACAACACCACCUCCACUCCCGGAUACGGAUCUGUUUCCACUACCACCAGUGUCAAUGUUGACACCGAACCCCGCAGAAUUGCACUGAUCACUGGCAUAACCGGUCAAGACGGUUCAUACCUGACUGAAUUCCUCCUCAACAAAGGCUAUGAGGUUCACGGCUUGAUCCGUAGAUCAUCAAACUUCAACACUCAGAGAAUAAACCAUAUCUACGUUGAUCCACACAAUACUCACAAGGCCAGAAUGAAGCUUCAUUAUGCUGAUCUAACCGACGCUUCUUCACUUCGUAGAUGGCUGGACAUUAUUGCCCCUGAUGAAGUCUACAAUCUUGCUGCUCAAUCCCACAUGGCGGUGUCCUUCGAGAUUCCCGAUUACACUGCUGACGUGGUUGCCACUGGCACUCUGCGGUUACUCGAAGCUGUUAGAUCUCAUAUCGAUGCUACUGGGCGAAAGCAAAUUCGGUAUUACCAGGCAGGAUCAUCGGAAAUGUUUGGAUCUACUCCGCCACCGCAGGCAGAGGGUACUCCAUUUCAUCCCAGAUCUCCAUAUGCUGCCUCCAAAUGCGCUGGCCAUUGGUACACUGUGAACUACAGGGAGGCGUACGGGCUGUACGCAUGUAACGGGAUACUGUUUAACCAUGAGUCACCGCGACGAGGGGAGAACUUUGUAACGAGGAAGAUAACCAGAGCUGUCGGGAGGAUUAAAAUUGGGCUUCAAAGUAAGUUGUUCUUAGGUAAUUUGAGUGCUUCGCGGGACUGGGGUUUUGCCGGGGAUUAUGUGGAGGCAAUGUGGAUGAUGCUACAGCAAGAGAAAGCUGAUGAUUAUGUGGUGGCGACAGAGGAAUCUCAUACUGUAGAGGAGUUUCUUGAGGUGGCGUUUGGGUAUGUUGGAUUGAAGUGGAAGGACCAUGUGGUGAUUGAUAAGAGGUAUUUUAGACCGGCUGAGGUUGAUAAUUUGAAAGGCGAUUCGAGUAAGGCUAGGAAAGUUCUUGGGUGGAAACCUAAAGUUGGGUUUGAGCAGUUGGUUAAAAUGAUGGUUGAUGAAGAUGUUGAGAUAGCUAAGAGGGAGAAGGUUCUUGUUGAUGCUGGUUUCAUGGAUGCUCAGUAACAACCUUGAUUGAAAUGAAUUGAUUAUGAUUUAUCCCAGUUUCAUACGGGUUUCAUACAGGUUUUCUAUAAUUUAUCUUUGUUGUUUCAUUUUCUGAUUUAAAUUUCAAGUGCGUUUCAUUUUCUGACUUAAAUUUCAAGUGUAUUUCCUUUAUGUGGUUUAUUUGGAAUAAAAGUCAUGUAAUUCAGUAAA